AAAUGUGACGUCCCGCACCGGAAGUGGUGUCUUAGUGGAACUCCUGCUUUGCCGGCGACGUAUUUUCGGCAAACUUCUCAAUCCAAGAUGGCAGCGGCAAUGGAUGUAGACGCACCAAGCUGCUCCAGCAGUGGAGCGAGCAAGAAGCGAUUUGAAGUAAAGAAGUGGAAUGCUGUGGCGCUGUGGGCCUGGGACAUUGUUGUGGAUAAUUGCGCUAUAUGUCGAAACCAUAUCAUGGAUCUUUGUAUAGAGUGCCAGGCCAACCAAGCUUCUGCAACAUCGGAGGAGUGCACCGUCGCCUGGGGGGUCUGCAAUCACGCUUUCCACUUCCACUGUAUUUCCCGCUGGCUAAAAACCAGACAGGUGUGCCCUCUGGACAACAGAGAGUGGGAGUUCCAGAAGUAUGGACACUAGCUGGAAUAUCGUCACCACUUCCUCCUUGACUUCAUUUUUUUUUAAGCUUUUACCCGCACUGCAGCUCGAUUUCCCUCUCAGCUUGUUGUUACUAGGGUUAUUAAUGCACAUCUUUUUUUGGUUUCAAAUAAAUUGUACAAAAUACUGUGACAAAAGCUGUUUCUUAUUAUUCUGCUAACUCGCAAGCUAAAACUUUGAAUUGUGAAGUUAUAGUGCUACUUUAGUAAAAAGAUGCGUCAGUGCCAUCAUUGAACCGUUAUAAAUGUGUGGGUUAUUCUGGGUACUCUGGCAUCUUCCCCGACCCCCAAAACGUGCAUAUUAGGUUCAUUGGACAUUCUAAAUUGAGGACAAGCAGAUGUGUGGAUAGGACUUAUUACAUCAUGGUCCUCGUCGGGAGUUGAGCCUUGCGUUCCCGGCCAAAGGGUUUACUGUGCCUGUUGUGAAUAAUUCUAUUAAUUCUAUUAAUUCUAAUAAUUCUGCAAUAAAAGCUUGUUGUUCCAGGGAUCAUGUCUGGU
Molecule: messenger RNA, 929 nt
Organism: Doryrhamphus excisus (bluestripe pipefish)
Lineage: Eukaryota; Metazoa; Chordata; Actinopteri; Syngnathiformes; Syngnathidae
Gene: rbx1
Product: ring-box 1, E3 ubiquitin protein ligase
Molecular function (GO): zinc ion binding
Source: RefSeq, a predicted model, not a curated record